Melospiza georgiana is the source of this 585-nucleotide messenger RNA. Its product is annotated as relaxin-3-like. Bases 1 to 585 code for a protein of 194 amino acids. The transcript has 2 exons. Gene Ontology annotation, cellular component: extracellular region. Gene Ontology annotation, molecular function: hormone activity. Lineage: Eukaryota; Metazoa; Chordata; Aves; Passeriformes; Passerellidae. The record is from RefSeq and is a predicted model, not a curated record.
AUGGGGAUGGCCAAGCUGCGAGUGCUGUGCGCCGCCGUGGCGCUGCUGUGCGCGGCACCCCCGGGGUACCCCGGCGCCGUGCUGCCCGCGGGCGAGGGGGACGGGUACGGGGUGAAGCUGUGCGGCCGCGAGUUCAUCCGCGCCGUCAUCUUCACCUGCGGCGGGUCCCGCUGGAAGCGGCUCUCCCUGCUGGCGGUGGAGCCGGCGCCCGCGGCCGAUUCUGCACAAACAGCAAGUAACAAACUACUGGGAAGCUUCAACCUGCAAUCAGUUUUGGAUCCUGAAGUGGAGCAGCUGCAGAGAAGCAGCCCAUUUCUUGGAUGGGAGACGUUUAAGGACUUGUAUAGUUUAAAUUACUAUAAUGAAUAUGUACCUGUGGCAGGUGACUUUAAAAAGCUUGUUCGCCAGGUAGAGGAAGCUGUUCAGAAGGACAGAGGGGGAAAAGGAAAUGCAAAUCCUGUGGAAUCAAGCAGCUACCUUUGGGCCAGGUAUCCCAGAAGAAAACGAGAGUCUCUGGGUUUGGCAGGAAUGUGCUGCAAAUGGGGCUGUACAAAAGCUGAAAUUAGUACUAUAUGCAGAGUUUAA